UCCAAAAGAACCCUUCUUUAUCUUUCUCAAUUUCUUUGGUGGAUUUCUCUUGGCGGGGUGGUGUUGUCUUUCUGAACUAUCCCAUCUUCUUCACAGAUUCAUUAUCUUGUCGAUCUGCACCUAUCUGCAAUCAUGAGUGAUGAGGGAGAAAAGACCUGUCCCCUUUGUGCGGAAGAGAUGGAUAUUACUGAUCAGCAACUGAAGCCUUGCAAAUGUGGUUACGAGAUAUGUGUUUGGUGUUGGCACCACAUAAUGAAUAUGGCUGAGAAGGAUAGUACAGAGGGGAGGUGUCCAGCAUGUCGUAGUGCUUAUGAUAAAGACAGAAUAGUAGGGACGACUGCUAAUUGUGAGAGGUUGGUUGCUGAAUUCAAUAUGGAAAGAAAAACGAAGUCGCAGAAAGCAAAAUCUAAAUCAUCUGAAGCAAGGAAGCACCUGAGCAGCGUGCGAGUUAUUCAGAAGAAUCUUGUUUACAUUGUGGGGUUGCCACUUAAUCUGGCAGAUGAGGAGCUUCUCCAAUGUAGAGAUUAUUUUGGUCAAUACGGUAAAGUUCUUAAAGUAUCUAUGUCUCGGACUGCAGCUGGUGUCAUUCAGCAAUUUCCAAACAAUACAUGUAGUGUAUAUAUUACGUACUCAAAAGAAGAGGAAGCGAUUCGUUGUAUCCAGUCCGUACAUGGAUUUAACUUGGACGGUAGACCAUUAAAGGCAUGCUUUGGUACAACAAAGUAUUGUCAUGCAUGGUUGAGAAACGUGCCUUGCACCAAUCCUGAUUGUCUAUAUUUGCAUGAGAUUGGUCCUCAAGAGGAUAGUUUCACAAAAGAUGAAAUUAUAUCAGCCUACACAAGGGUUCAGCAAAUAACUGGUGCAACAAACAAUAUGCAACGGCGUCCUGGAAAUAUGUUACCUCCACCAGUGGAUGAUUACUGCCCCAAUAGUUCUGCUUCUGCAGCUAAACCAAUUGCAAGUGCUCCAAAAAACGCAACAGUGACUGUUCCUAAAAGUUCUCCUCCAAAUGGAAGCUAUGGUAGAUCUAUUACUCUCCCUGCUGGAGUAUCAUGGGGGAUGCGUGCUUCAAAUCAACCACAACUGGCUGGUUUAGCAUGUUCAAAUGGACCUGUUAAGCAGAAUUCCAAUACAGUCAGCAGUGCAUUACCAAAACCUUCAAAGCAGAAUACUGGUUUAGAUUGUCAAACUACUGCACUAGACAAACCUUCUUCAUCCGAUGGAGUAACUGCUUCUAAAUCAUUGAUCAGUCAGUUAUCUCCUAAACCAUCAUCCAAUCAUGAUCACCAGGGCACUAAUAUGCCAUCAACUAUUACAAACUCCUUUGAUCAUGGUGGCCAUACUUCUAUUUCCUCUGGUGAGAAAGUGGGGAGUAUUUCCUCUGCUGAUGGGAACACAUCGAGGUUGUGCUCUGAUAUGUCAACAUUGACCUUAGAUAGGAGUGUCUUGAAUGGACAUUCUGAGGAAGUUAGACCAAGCAGUUCAGCUUCUGAGCAUGGAACUAGCAGUUCACCUAGCAGUCAGGGGUUACAACAAUGUUAUACUGAUUACUAUCGAGAACCAUUAAGUUCAGCAACUGCUGGGAUAUCUGUGACCUCUCCCAAUGUGGUGUUUGUUUCAAAAGAGCAGCCUCUCUGGGAAAUUGAUGCACAUACUCAAGCUGUGGAAAAUAUAAAUUCUGAAGUAGAGGAAGAUGUACUAUCAUUUGAUAAUCAGAGACUCAAGGAUCCAGAAGUGAUUAGUCGUUCAAGUUAUGUGCCAAAUUCACCAAUCCCGCUCCACUUGGCAGAUCAUACUAGGUCUCAUUCUCUGCAACAUGGUGAUGCUUUUGGUGCUGUUAAUUUGAAUUCCGAUACUCUCAUUGUAGAUAAUAAAGCUCUUGAUAGUUCAUGUCUUAUUGGAGCUGAUGUUUCUUCUUGGUCUAAUAGAUACCUUAAGUACAUAAGCAGUAGUAUUGGUUCUGAUAUUACCACAGAACGUCAUUCUCUGCUUUCAAAUGAAGAGAAAGGGAAGCAGUUGGGAAGAUUCCUUGUUAAUGCUGAGAGCAAUGCUACUAAUGAUACAGGGGAGAUCAACAUAAUUUCAAACAUAUUGUCACUAGAUUUUGAUACAGGGGAGUCUCUAACUUCACCACAGAACUUGGUGAAAUUGUUGGGAGACGGUGAGAAGCAGCAGCCCAAUACUCUCAAACUAUCUAGUUCAAGGAAAACACUAAAUAAUAAUCAGUCUCGAUUCUCAUUUGCGAGACAGGAGGAUUCUAAAAAUUUCCCAGCUGAUGUUGAGUCCUCCUUUAGUGUUUUUGGGCAAAUGCCACAGAACCGACCCAGUCAAGAUCUUGCAGACAGCAGGGAUUCAUAUCUAUGCAAAAUUGGAGUUUCUGAUGGUUUAGCUUCCUGUAAUUUUGAGGAAUCCAACAAUUUUUCCAGCAGUCCAAUUUUCUCCAGUAAGCUUUCUGCCCCACCAGGAUUCUCUGUUCGUAGCAGGGCACCGCCUCCAGGCUUUUCUUCAAUUGAGAGAGUAAACCAUGGUUUUGACUCCACAUCUGGAAAUCAUUUGAUGGACUCUUCAUCCCUAUUAAGAUAUUCUUAUCAGGCUCCUCAAAGUGGUGGUAUUGGUGGCCCUGGGGAUAUAGAAUUUAUAGAUCCAGCAAUUUUGGCAGUUGGUAAGGGUAUAAUUCAGGGAGGGCUCAACGAUCCAGGCUUAGACAUGAGAUCAAAUUUUGCUCAACAGUUGGGUCCCAAUGAAAACGAGGCCAGAUUCCAGCUAAUGAUGCAGAGAUCUCUUUCUCCUCAUCAGAACCUAAGAUAUGAUGUUGGGGAUAGCUUUUCUUGUCUGAACGAUUCUUAUGGAAUUUCUUCGAGGCUCAUGGAUCAAUCACAAGUUAACAAUAUGUCCCCAUUUGCACAGUUGAGUCUCCAACAGUCAAGAAACACACAUAAUGUGUCAAAUGGUCAUUGGGACAGAUGGAAUGAGAUCCAGGGUGGAAAUGGUCUUGGUGUGGCGGAGCUCCUAAGAAAUGAAAGACUGGGAUUUAACAAGUUCUAUUCCGGGUACGAAGGUUCAAAGUACAGGAUGCCCACUUCAGAUGAUCUGUACAACAGAACAUUUGGGAUGUGAUUGCUCUCUGGAACCAAGUUGGUUGUUUCAUUGCCAAUAUUGCUAUAAGCUAAGAAAUAGAGUGACUGAGUUUGUGCAAUCUUGGUUUGCACCUCGACGAUGGGCAUGUUGAAUUGUGUGGUAUCCUUGGCCUUGGGCACCCUCAUGAAGGAAUGAUAUUCUGAUAACUUUCCCUAAAAGGCAGUAUCUGGAAAUGAGCACAAGCUGGUAAAUAAGGAGAUGAAUUUAAUAUUAUUAGCUAUUAUAUUCUGCCUGCAUAUUGUGUCUGCAUCUGCUUGUUUGGGCAAAAUAGCCGGUCGGAAACCAAUCCCGUGAAGGCUUUUGGAGGUCGAUUUUGGGUAAAAAGAUUGUUGAAGGUUGGAGGCCAAAAUGGUUACGAUUACAAAGUAAAAUGUUCAUUCAACUUUGGAUUGCAAGUGGUUUUUAGAGGCUUUGGGCUUUCAUAGGGAAGAUGGAAACGGUUUCCCCCCAUUUAAAUUAUACUUCUGUUCUACCCUUCCCAAAACUAUAUAUUAUGUUUAUAAUUUAUUGCUUUCAAAAGAGGUCAUUUGUUUUUCGUUGUUUAUUGUAAUCAUACACACACACAUAUCCUGUUAUUCAGAGUCGAUUGUGGUUAAGGUUGAUGAGGUUUGGGGAGAGGAAUU
Messenger RNA from Hibiscus syriacus, 3761 nucleotides. RefSeq lists its product as uncharacterized. Gene Ontology annotation, cellular component: CCR4-NOT complex. NCBI's taxonomy places the organism in Eukaryota, Viridiplantae, Streptophyta, Magnoliopsida, Malvales, Malvaceae. Gene Ontology annotation, molecular function: ubiquitin-protein transferase activity; RNA binding. Gene Ontology annotation, biological process: protein ubiquitination. The record is from RefSeq and is a predicted model, not a curated record. The transcript has 14 exons. The coding region runs from base 133 to 3117 and encodes 994 amino acids.